AGAUUGUCCAGUGCAUUUAUAAUGAAGUGGCAGCUCUUUAAAGCAGUCGAGUAGGCGCGGUUAUCUCGAUAAUAAGUAGUAAAACGAAAGUACAGCAAACGGAGGGAUGGCGACGGCAAAUCGUGAGUAUAUUUUGGUUGACUUGGAUUUAUGCGAGAAACCACCUUUAACUUUCAUUAAAACUCGAAAUGAUAACUUUUAUAUGAUUCAGUUAUAGUCCCUAUAUUAGUUUGACUUUUCCAUAUAAAAAAAGAUAGAGCUUUAGUUUGUGUUGACGCUGACUACAAUGAUAUAAGGACUGGCCUACUUUGAUUUGUUGAAAUAACAACAAAACAACACAGAUUGACAUUUUAAUCGUUUCAAACGUGGUUAAACUGAGUUUAAGUUACAUAUGACUCUACAUACUUUCAGUUUCAUUUCUCGAGAACAGCUUCAGCCUUCAUAAAACUUCGACCAGAAUUAAAACACCUUUAAUAAUCAUUAAGCGGUUUCCUAUUCACACUCCUUUAAUAAAAAGUAAUCCAACAUUUAUGUUUUUGAAACUUAAAGCUCGACUUUUUCUCCAACAAGCUGCGGACGUUCACAAAAACAUGUAAUUUAAUACAUCAACAGGGGGCAGCAGAGAGCAGAUGAACAUUUGGCAUAACAUGACCCUCAUGCAGCACAGCCUGGAUAGAAUACACCUACAAUCGAGGUUAAACAGUAAAUUAUGGAGGACACAUCACCAAACAGUGUUUAAAGCUCAGCUAAAUACUCCCUAACAAUGAUAUUUCUAAAUGAUCAUGCAUAGUUAUUACCAUUGUGCAUAUUUGAUCAGUUUGUUAAAGCAGCCCUCAUGCCAGAAGUUAAAAAUGUACAUGUAGGUGAUAACUGCCUUCAUACGCCGUCUUUUCUAUAUGUUUUGUUGAAUUUUAAUCUCUGGUAUUAUCUAAGUGUCUCCUUCUUUAUUUUCUAAUUUUGUAGCGGUAUUAGAGCAGUCAGACGAACAGGAGGACUCCUCUGAAUGUGAAUCUGAUGCCGCUGAAUACUCAGACAGUGAUGAAGAUUCAGAGGAUGAAGAUAAUAGUCAGGUUUGUUGAAACUGAAUCAUCAGUCACAUGUAAAAGUCAUAAAGUGGUCACUUUGUUUAAGCUCACUCUGUGCACACUUGCUGAGGAGAGCAGAUGCCAAAAUGCUGCCAAACCGGUUCAGAUUAAAAAUGUUUUGUAUCUUUGAUUUCAGUCAUCUGCGGGCGAACCUUGUAAGUACUACAACAGCGGUGGCUGCCGAGAUGGGCAAAGGUGCCGUUACUUGCACGUCUGCAAAUAUGCACUGAAAGGGAACUGUCGCUACGGGUCGAGCUGUAAACUGAAUCAUCCCAGAGGUGGGAGGGUGUCCUCUGGAGCAGGGAGCAGAGCCCGAUCUGUGUCUCCAGGUCAGGAAGAAAGAGCAGAAAUGUUCUCCUAUCACUGUUGAGUCAAAGGUUUCUUUUUGUAAAUCAGUGCUGGAGUUGAUAAGAGUGAGACAGAAAACAAGAACAAUGAGCUGAAGAUGCAAAAACUUAAGUGCCAAGAUUUUACAUCUUAAAAUCUGAAUAUUCUGGUUUUUGUUUUAUUUUUUGAUCCAGGGCCAAACCUCACUGACGGCCGACUCUACCAGUGGCAGCUAAACGCUGGAAAUUCUUGGGAGGAUAUCAAUAAUGAUCACAUUAUUGAGGCCCAAUACUCUCUUCCCCACACAAAAAGCAUCAAAAUAUACAACACACCUUAUGGGUAAGAGCAAGAAUUUAAGAAUUUUUGUGAAUUUCCCAGUUUGGGAUCAAUAAAGUCUAUCUAUCUAUCUAUCUAUCUAUCUAUCUAUCUAUCUAUCUAUCUAUCUAAGAGAUUAGACUCUUUCUGAGAGCGAUGAACAGACCUGAAAAUGUUGUAUUUCAUUAGUUUGUCAAUUCCAUCUUAAGAUCAGCAAAAUUUCAAAUUUCCUCUGCCAAAUUUGUCCCUGUUAAAACUUUUAUUGAUAUCUUUUAAAAGGGAAACUAAGCAGAAUAUUAGAAACAGGGAGAAAAAUUGCAACUACAAGUUCUAGCCUUGGCUCUGUUUUCAGCUUGUUAUACAUUUCUUUGUUUAACUGUGCUAGCUACAAGUCCUUAAUCUUGUCAGUUUUAACAAUGUCUUAUACCAAUAGACUAACUGAAUGGUCAUCAUUUCAGUUUCUGUUUGAAAGACUGGGGGAUUAGUUGCUUCAGAGUUUACCUUUUACUCUCUCUCUGUUUCUCUCUACAGGGCUGUGAGCAUAGAUUUCAAAAGGCUAAGAGUGUAUGGGAAGAAUCUGAGAGUCAGACGUUUGGAUGACGGUAACACUGAGUGGGUCUGGUACUGCACCUUGCGUCGCAAGUGGAUCAAGUAUGGAGACAAGGUAGAUAAACUUCUUGAGUGUAAAAAUACUCCCAUGGACCACUUUUAAUUCAAAAAUUUGGGUGUGACCAGUCUGAAGUAUCUGUUUGUAAUUCUUCUUGGUCAAUUUAAAAACAAGUUUUGUAUUUUUUGAUACAGGAUUCAAAGGGAAAACUUGGUCCUAUUAAAAGUGCUGACAUAGAGAAGAAGUACCAGAGUAACCCAACGAGCUCUUUUACUUUCAAUAUUGGAGCUGAGACUUUUGAGAUAAAAUUCAGAGGUGAGGAAGACUUAAAAAAAAACUUACCAGCUGUAAAAUGUUGUCACUUUCCUAUUAGAUUAAUGCUUUUUCACUCUUUUUGUGCCAGAAAUGCGACAAGUGGGUCAGAAAGGAAAGAGGAGAGUUAAUCGUCGACCAGUUUACCGACAGCAGCAAGCAGCAGGGUGAGUUGGGAUUUUCACGUUUGUCAAACACAUUAAAGUCUACAUGGAUGUGUUGAUUAAUUUUCAGUUAAUGUGGCUCCAAUACUUUAGUUUAGAGCUGCAACCAGCUAACUUAGCCUAUCUUAGCUAAAUGUAAACACUUAGACAAGAGGGAAAAAUCUUGUUAGGCUUUAAUCACCCAAUCAUCUUUUACUUUUAAAUGUUGUAAUGCUACAUAACUUUGUUUAUAUUUUUACAGAGUGCAAGGAGCCACCUCAUCUCUCCACAGUUUGUCCGUUGGCACCAAACCACAGUGGCUGUUUGAGGGAGACAGAGGAGCAUGGCAUGUUUUCAAAACUAGGGUAGGUGGAGGUAAGGUUUGCUUGUCUUUGAAUGAUAUUUGAAGGAUAGCUAAAGGUGACUAUGAUUUCCUUUUGUCAUCAGAAGGGGACAUCAUCUGAAUGCUCAGUAUCCAGCGACGACAUCGAGAGGAAGUAUCAGCAAAACCCCAAUGACAGCAUGUCCUUCAAAUGUAAAGGAAACACCUACAAGCUGGACUUCACAGGUUGAGUUAUUUAUGAAAUUAUUUCAUGAGCGGUAACUAACAAAUUUACAGGUUAGUGAACACAUGGAUUACUGUUGGCAAUUUCAGGAAAUCUGUUGUGCAUUUACAGACAACAGAGAGUGUAAGAUAAUUUUAUAAGACAUUAAAGCUGCAUGCAACAACAACAACAACAACAACAACAACAAAGAAAUAAUAGUGAUAAACUCUGCCUGCUUUUCACUCAUUUUGAAGUGACAUCAGUUUGAGUCCCUGCAGAAUGAUGUCAUGCAAGACUUCCUGCCCCUCACCAGUAGGUGGCAGCAUGACAACAAAGAAAUUAGGAAAUUCUCACAAGGGCUUAAAAGUAAAGUGAAGGCAGAAAACAUGAAUUUCUGAGAAUCUACCAUAAAUAAUCAGCUUUAUUAUUAUUAUUAUUUAUUUAGAUGAAGUAACCCAAAUAAAAAUAAAGGUUCCAAGAUACAGAUUAUUUUCAGGAUCGUUUAGGAAAAACAGCUAUGUUAAAUUUUUUUCAUAUUUUCAAGAUAAUCAUCUUAUUAUUUCCGACAAACUGAGCAGAAUUUUAUUUUUCCAUGAAAAUGCUACUCACAGUUUGGAGAUUAUUAUCUGGUUACUUUUAAAAAAAGUCUGAUGAAUUAAGUUUGAUUAAUGUGUUCACAUAUUUACCUGUAUUUUUCUUUAUUCAUUAUCAUUAGUAAUGACCCAAACAAACCUCAAGACUAAGAACACACGCAGGAUCAAACGUGAGCUGGUAUGAGGAUCAGACAAGACUCCUGGGCCUGAAGAAGAAAGUCGACACCAAUCGUGGAAUAUCAAACUCAGUAAAAUCACAUAAAACUGAAAUGCAUUGGUGUUGGGUGUUAGAAUAACAUUUUGUUUGUAGUUGAUUCUGUUACCAGUAUAACAGGAAAUACUCUGUUUACAGUAUGAAGCCAUAAGGAACUUAACAGGGUGCUGUUUUAAGUGUUUGUUUUGCUUUGACGUAUCAUGACUCAGAACGUAAUGCUGCCACAUAAACUGUCACUGAGACUAUGGGAUACACUUGUGAGAAAUACCUCCACCUCACUGCCUUACCAUCAGUUAUUUUUUAUGGUUGUUUUACCUGAAGAAGAAGAAAGUUAAAAUACUGACAAAAAUACUGACCACCCAAAGUAUCAGGCCACAUAUUCUCAUGUUACUGCCACACAGAUAAAUGCCAAUACAUCUUUUACUUAAGAAUGUCAGAAUCAAAUGUAGUGCCAUUUUUUGGGCUUUUUCUAAACAACAUGCCGUCUUUACUCUGAACUGUUUCAUAUCACUCGGUUACAUGCAGCCCAAACAGCAUAACAGUUGCCUCUGACUGUAAACAUGCAUUUAUUUUUGCCUUUAUUUUUCAUGAAUUCUCAGGUCAUGAGCUUUAUGGUGUCAUACUAACAACCACUCACUAUGAAGACCCAUAGUGGUUUUUAUCAGGUUUGGACUACAAACACGAUGAACUUUUGCAUGUCUGUUUGACAUUUAAAGCAAUAAAACACAGCAUCAGUAUUUUGGUGAAA
Molecule: messenger RNA, 4889 nt
Organism: Xyrichtys novacula (pearly razorfish)
Lineage: Eukaryota; Metazoa; Chordata; Actinopteri; Labriformes; Labridae
Source: the annotation of a GenBank genome assembly